This is a messenger RNA of Pomacea canaliculata, 5060 nucleotides long. RefSeq lists its product as uncharacterized. The transcript is spliced from 7 exons. The coding region runs from base 731 to 1981 and encodes 416 amino acids. Lineage: Eukaryota; Metazoa; Mollusca; Gastropoda; Architaenioglossa; Ampullariidae. The record is from RefSeq and is a predicted model, not a curated record.
CAGCCUGUUACUACAGCCAGGACUGGACAGAUUUUUCUUCUUUUUUCUGGCUUCUUUCUUUCUGUCAGCUGUCAUGAACAUGUUAUGCCAACUGGGUUUACAUCGAAGUCACUGUAUUCCAUGUUACCCUGAUCUUUCUCUUAAGUUGAGCUGUCAACACCACAUGGCUGAUACAGGAUACUGAAGGUCAUCUUAUCUCGACUCGUGCUAAAAAUUAUUGAUAGCACUUGAUGACUUGGCCUCUUUUUUCUUAAAUGUAGACAUAUUACUUGAUUUUAGUUUUUUCCCCCUGUCGUCACUUGCAUGCACUCAAAAUGUGAAGACAUGCACUUUAAUUUGUUUAAUUGUAAUUUCACUUCUGUUUAUGAUAUUGUUCCAGGUAUGGUUCAGGAAAACCUGAGAUUCUUGACCCCUUCAGGCACAUAGGCUUCAAUGGGCAGUGAACACUGAACAUACUGUUCGUGGUCAGCACGGGCAGCAAAUAGUGUACCUGCUGCAAUCUCAAGCCAUUUUUUUCCAUUGAAAGUCUUUUCAUAUAUUUUUGUUUCUGUUGUCUGUUUGUCUAUGAAAAGAACAGUUUGAACAUAUAUUUGUUCUGAGGUCACUGGUGCCAAACAUGGAUUUGCUUCUUUUUGUGAUCAGCAGAUUGUCAGAAAAGCUACCAGCACUUUGCCAAUACCAGAACAUGUACUUGCAGGAGAAUUUUCUAGAUUGAUUUCUGUCUAACUUCAUGCGCUGCCUGCAUUCAGAAGCAAGAGAUGUGAAAUUGUUCUUACCUCAGAAAAUUAGCUGUUCAAGAGUAGAUGAAAUGUGUAUUUGUGUGUGUGUCUUCGUGGGUAGGUAUGGAUUUCGUAGAUCGCACGUUGGAGCCUUCAGCAUCAUGGCAGCCCCAUCGCCUCAAGUGCACUCCACAGAUGCUACAUAUGACGAGUUUGCUCGGUCGACCCCAGUUCCGACUCCCACUCACAUGAUUGACAGAGAUCCUCCUUACAGAUGCCCCGUGUGCACCCCGGCAAACGUUCAUCCGACGUCCUACGUGGGUCGAGUGAGACCAGCCAGUCUGGCCAUCUCGCCCUCAGACAUGGGCGUUGGAAGGAGGGCAGCAGGAGGGAGAGUGGGCCGCUCUGUGGGAGCAGUUUCUAGUCGUCCAUUACCGCUCAGAAGACGGAAGAGCGGAGGAGCACCUACAGAAGUGAGGGGAGGACAAGGCGUGUGGGCCCCAGGCAAGGGAGCUAACUACAGCCGCGGGCUGGACUACUAUUAUGUGGACAAGAAGGAAGAGAGACUGCAGGAGGCUAAAAUGAACACCUUCUGGCUGAGAACGCUGUGUGCGCAGCCUGUCAGCGAGAUUCUAACCAAAUACAGGCGGAGGUCGGAGCUGCGACAGACUAAAGUCACGUGGUCCCAGACCAACACAACUCCUGGGGAGAGAUCUCUGAUGCAGGCAUGGACACGUAAUGUCUCCAGAAGGGUUGUUCCAAGAGUGACUGUCAAAGACAUCCCAGGGUGCACUAGCGAACAAAAGGUGCUGCCAUUCAGGAGGAAUCCCACCCAGGAGAUACUGAAUUUGGUGUUCAGCGAGCAGUCAGACAGCCUGGGUGUCUGGACUGACGACCAUGUGGUCAAUGAUCAUCAUCAGAAGGUUUACCCAUUCAACGACACGGCUGCUUUAGCACAGCGGUCAGGACAUAGCCAAGGGAAGAAAGCAUCCUCAAUUUUCAUGAACAGACAAAUAAAGAAAACGCCCGAAAUUCCCCCACCUCAACCAGUCAGCGCUUCUGAUUAUUUCCAGACGAUUUUGCCUGAUCCAAUCAUACUGAAAGCAGCCCAACAACAGAGACUGGCCUUGAACACAACGAGGGUGCCUUCCGAUGACUACAGUCCUGCCAUAGCCACAUCCAGUCCUGACAGUCUUGCAGACACACAGCCAGCUGUCAGUCACGGCACUGUCCUCCCAGCCAUCCGGCAAGAGCGUUCCUGAGCUUAUGGUGGCCAGUGCACACACCUCACCUCACAUGCACGCGUAUGCAAAUGCGAGAUUAUCCAUAAGAAUGUACCAAAAACAAGGCGAUGGGUACUGUGAAAACAACAACAACAACAUAUUUUCCAUGCAAGACCUAUAAACCUAUUUUCGGGUUUUUUUCUUAGUGACCUUGAAGUAGCUUGCAACACAAAGAAGUCGAUGUGACAAUCAGGGUUCGAGGCCAGCGACAUAACGGAGGGUUAGAAGCCAGUUGGACAGUGGAAGUCGUCGUCCCUCCCGAGUUGUCACUCAACAGGAAUCUGCUAUGUCCCCUUUUAUGGAGAAGAAGGUGGGGGAAGAAAAGAAAACAAUACCACAAAACAGAGUAUGAUUCUGGGAGGGGGAAAUUGGUGGCCGGCCAGCAGCUAAGGCUGUAUCGCGGCUGAAUUUUAAAAAUGUAACUGAUAUAUUUCAAAAGCCCUUCUCUACUGCUAUAGAUAUCCAAAUGAGAUGGCUUCAGCUAAGACAUUUUUUUUUUUACUUUGGAUCCUACUCACAAACUCGUUUCUUUUUUAAAUGUAAGCUCAAUACAACUCCUUUUUGUUGUUUUUGUAAACAAGACGAUGAAACCAUUGAAUACGUAUUCCGGCACUGUCCCGUGAGUAAAGACUUUUGGGACCAACAACGGAAUUUGCUAAGCAACCAGAACUAUUCUGAGGAAGUUAGGUUUUGUAAAGACAUUGUGUUGUUUGGUAUUAGUAGAACUGAGGGGGUUGACAAAGCUUUGAACUUCAUUAUUCUUCUAGCAAAACUUUUCAUUUCUAAAAUAAACAGAGUCCUAAAGGCAAUAGCAACAGUGGAUAAGUUUAUAAUUAUCAUUUCUAAAGUCACGAUACUUUGUGGAGCAAUAUGUGACAUCUAUUAAUAGCACACAAAUUUCCUUUUGGCAGCAGUGGCCCCCAUUUAGUCAUGUGACUUGAUUAAUAACGGCACUAUUUGUAAUGAAGCUUAUGUCCACAUUGCAUUACUUAUGUCAACAUUGCAUGGAUGGUCAUAUCUGCAAAGACUACAUAGUGUUUUAUGUAACUAGCUGUUUGUGAAUGAAGUGCCACCGACAUCUGUGGUGUAUUGUGCUGUGAUUGCUACGGUGAAUAUGUUGCUCAGUCCACUGAUUUAUUUUUUUUUUAGUAGGCAUCGAACUGUUAAUUUUGCUACAGAUGUUCAGAAGAGAUAUACCUAUAUAGUUCUAUGGUUGGUUGGUUUAUGUCACGGUUGAAUGGUAGCUUCACACUACACAUCUGGAAACUGUCCAUUUUCAAAAAGCUAGUUUAGAUAAUAGAAACGAUGAAAUGGUUGUCAAUGAACACUUGAAUAAUUCAUGUGCUAACUCACUGGCCCCGCUGUUUAUUAUUUUUCAGUGAAAGGACAGCCCUUUCUAUUUUGUCCACACUGAUCGACAAUCCUUAUCAUUAUCAACACUACCUUAAUAAUAACAUUAGUGUUACUACUAGUGUCCCUGUUGACCAUGAUUUCAGUCAAUGCAUUAAAAUAUUACUGAACUGACUGCCCAUUCUCGGUAGGUGUAGUUUCCACAUGUGGUGUUUCUUGUAUGAAUUUAAAUGCAUUCUUGUGAUGAUCGUGUAACCAAAGCAAAAUUAACUUUUCUUCGGGGUUGUCAGCAGAGAGAGAGUCGUCAGCAGUGAUGAUGAGGCUAACAACAACACCAAGUACAAACCCCCAUCACCUCACAGUCCCCAUCGUAUUGUAGGGAUGAGAGACAUGGACUCUGCUCGCUGAUACAAAAAGAAAUAUCCACCCAUUGCAGGCGAACACUGUUCCUGCUUUUCUACCUGGAGCUUAAGAUGAAUGAAUACGUGCAGAGCACGGGUGCCACCCCGUUAGGCCGCCAGACACCCCAUCCUUUCCCCAAGUCAAGGGACUGAAUGAUUUUUCAAUGUUUGGCGGUGGGGUGGGUGGGGUUGGUUUAUCUAGAAGUCGGGUAUCAAUCCAGGGUGCUGACCUAUCUGUGCUCAGUCACAGCAGCUGCUGUUCUCCCAGAUAACACAGCGAGUGUCCGUUGACCUCCGCGAUGUUGAAGCUGCUCACGUCUGGCACUUGUAGCAGACUGUCUCAGACAAUGCUUCUUUGGCUCCUCGCACUUCUCCUUGUGGGUGCCUUCUGGCAGUCAGGCGCCACGGAAUGUCCAGAUGACUGGACAGUGUUUCAAGGCUCCUGCUAUGUAUUCAUAGACGACUUUGUUGGCUGGACCGACGCCUGGACAAUCUGCAAGACGCUGGAUUCCAAAAUUGUCACCAUAGAAACGCCAGACGAGAAUGACUUUGUUUCAGCACAGUUGAGGAUGAGAGGUGGAAACAGAGGUGCCUGGAUUGGUUUUCAAGACUUCGUAAAGGAGGCACUGGGUGUUGGCCGACACGCAGGAAGCGUCUGAGUAUACUCACUGGGCUCCGGGAGAACCUAACAAUGACCAGGAUCAGGACUGUGGCACCAUCCGUGGCGAUGGCCAGUGGGACGAUGACGUGUGUGGCGCCACGCAUCAAGUGGUGUGUGAAAAGCCGUAGGCUGCAGCAACAGGUAACCGUGUCGGGGUCAACCUUGAUGAGAAAUCACCCCACCUGACGAUUUGUUGUUUAAGACCAUUUUAAAAACGAAAGAAUCAAAGAAACUGUUGCAAUCUUUAGAACAUGUGUUUGUUUUGAUAGCUGGCUUUGGUACUGAACUCAUUUAGUGUUACCACGAACUUAUCUCCCCUCAAAUACACCUUCAUGGUGUUACAUAUUGUGACACUGCUGUACACUGGCUCCCUCUGGCGCUGCUAAUUAGCUCUGUAGCAAGCCUAUGCACUGAUCUAUGAACUGGUUGAUAUAUCAGCAGGUCCAUGUGAACUAAUGCAAGUGUCAAAUUAGUUAUAUACCCCGUGUACAAUGGUGUUGUGUAAUUCCACCCUGACUUUGAUCGGAGAACUCAUAGCUCGUGUUCAUUCCUUCAGAGUUUUGAUGUUUGUCUUGAUAUUUGAUAAAUCUCGUCUUGUGUUUCUGAACUUUGUGUGCAAAUAAAGACUAUAUGUGAGCGCAGCAAA